Messenger RNA from Cydia splendana, 569 nucleotides. RefSeq lists its product as uncharacterized. The transcript has 2 exons. Bases 30 to 560 code for a protein of 176 amino acids. The record is from RefSeq and is a predicted model, not a curated record. Lineage: Eukaryota; Metazoa; Arthropoda; Insecta; Lepidoptera; Tortricidae.
ACGAAGUCGGAGAGGUCCUUCUAUCUCGAAUGAUACUAAUGGAAAACACUGAUUCAUUCGAAUACGUCGUGCAUCACUCGAAGACGGCGACUUUGGAAAGGAAAGCUGAUGCGAUUAUGUGGAUUCUAACGAAAUACAGAGACGGAUCCGGCAGGCCUACAUUAUAUGUAAUGGAUGAUUCUGUUCGCUCCUUCUACUUAGCGUAUAUUGCAAAUUUGGGUAAGUUUUUUAUAUUCAUAAUUUCAAGAUAUGCUAAUAUACCACACAUUAUGAAUCUUCUCUUUACAGAAUUCCCAUUUGUGGGCAUAAUUGACGUGUACAUAAUGCAUCUAUUCGAGUCGGGCUUGAUAGAUAUGUACUACACCUGGACGAGCCGCGCUCUGGGGCUGCAGGUGUCGCUGCCCAACCUCUACUCGGAGCCGCGGCCCGCGUCCAAGAUAGCCAUGAAGGAGCAGGUCAUCGCCUUCACUGUGCUCUUGGUGGGAUACGCCGCCUCUGUUAUCGCGUUCGUUAUCGAAAUUUGGUUUGAUAGACGGCAGAAAUUUCCUUUCAUACAUUAAACUUACUCG